Messenger RNA from Salvia splendens (bonfire salvia), 949 nucleotides. Its product is annotated as probable E3 ubiquitin-protein ligase XERICO. The record is from RefSeq and is a predicted model, not a curated record. The transcript is spliced from 3 exons. NCBI's taxonomy places the organism in Eukaryota, Viridiplantae, Streptophyta, Magnoliopsida, Lamiales, Lamiaceae. Bases 284 to 742 code for a protein of 152 amino acids.
GGAAUGUGAUAAUUGAAGGUGGGGUCAGCAGUUGUUUUAGCAGCAGUAUAAAUUAGGACAAUCUUUAUCUACCAUUUGCAAACCCCAGCUCAUUCUUUCCUUGCACAAUUUUUAGGAUAAAAGAAGACAACUUUUUGAGCUCAAUCUCUCCACCUGUAGUCUUUCGUCGUGUUUGCUUUCUGGCUAAUGGAGAAAACUUGGGAUUUUGCCUAGAUUCAGGCUAAAGGAUGUAUUAUUGAUCGAACUAGCUAGGUAGAAUGAGGGGUUGAGGUUCAGGAUAGAAAUGGCGAUUUCAUCUUACCCGACUCCUGCAGACGCUGGAGUGCUCUGCGUGAUCCUGGCUAACACGGCCAUCUCCAUCUCCAUCUUCAAGGAGAUCUUCCGCUCCAUCCUACAUGUCAUCGGCAUUCACAUAUCCUCGUGGGAGGACUUCUCGGUGGAGCCCUCAAACUCUGGUGAGUGCUGCAGACGCCCCUCGGAGUCUUACGUGGAGGAGUUCAGGAGCCGCUCGCCCUCAAUGCAGUACAAGUCGGUCUUCAUCUGCCCAUGCCCCAAGCAAGAGUGCUCCAUCUGCUUGACCGAAUUCGAGCCCAAGGCAGAGAUCAACCAACUCUCCUGCGGCCACGUCUUCCACAAGCCGUGCCUCGAGAAGUGGCUCAACUACUGGAACACGACGUGCCCUCUCUGUCGGAACUACAUGAUGCCACAGGAAGCCGAGGACGCCUCCUCUUGCCCGAUGUGAGGUAGAAUCUACGACGUGUGUACAGCAUAGCGUGUAAAAAAAGGAAACGAGAAGUAUCCGUUAGAGUCACUAAGAUCGUGUAGUAGUCCGAUGCAUAUACUUAAGCUGCCAGUAUUCCGCGUCCUCUUUGUAGCGACGGGUCAGCGCGACGUUUAUCCGUGUUUGUAUAUAUUAUGGGAAGCUUUCAACAACUUUUGAGCCGUUAAA